Molecule: messenger RNA, 7016 nt
Organism: Tachysurus vachellii
Lineage: Eukaryota; Metazoa; Chordata; Actinopteri; Siluriformes; Bagridae
Product: transcription factor 4-like
Exons: 21
Coding region: 379-2481 (700 amino acids)
Biological process (GO): regulation of transcription by RNA polymerase II
Cellular component (GO): transcription regulator complex
Molecular function (GO): protein dimerization activity; RNA polymerase II cis-regulatory region sequence-specific DNA binding; DNA-binding transcription factor activity, RNA polymerase II-specific
Source: RefSeq, a predicted model, not a curated record
AACUGGAACUGUGCCCAAGGUUAAGGAAAGAUAUGAGUUAUGAGACUGGACUAUUCACAGCAAAUGAGACACCACAGAAAUGUGUUGUAAAACUUCCCACUACAACCGACGAUAACCUGCGUUUUGCUUUAUGCUGCUCGUUAACGGAGACUACGCGGCGGUUUCUGAAGCAAAUGUAGCUUUUUUAUAUAAACGCCGUUGUCGGACAGCUAGCACGUUGCUAGCUAGCAAGUUGACUUGAGUGACAGGCUAGUGACGGGGAAAAGUGCUCCGUUUUGGUCUAAAGGCACCGAGAAUUUACCACAACACUCCAAAAACGUCGGCUUUUUCUCCUUGUGGAUAAACAUUUCUACAGAAGGUUUGUGUGAUUUUGCCAAAAUGCAACAUCAUCAGCAGAGGAUGGCAGCUUUAGGGACGGACAAAGAACUCAGCGACUUACUAGACUUCAGCGCGAUGCGAAACAGCGAUUUGAAAACGUUCCCAACAUCAAUGAUGUUUUCUCCUCCGGUUAGCAGUGGGAAAAAUGGACCGACCUCACUGGGAAGUGGGCACUUCUCCGGCUCAACUGUGGAAGACAGACUGAGCUCAGCGUCCUGGGGAAAUGGCAGCCGCAUUACAAAGGUUUACGUUGACGGCUCUCAAUACUCUCACGUGGCCGGCCGGGAUGUGGGAUCACAUGAUGGCAUCUCACCUCCUUACGGGAACUCUAGACUGGCAGGUAAAACAGAAAGAGCAUCGUACUCGUACAGUCGUGACUCAAACCUACACGGGUGCCAUCAGCAGAGCAUCAUGGGGGGUGAGAUGGGAAUGGUGAGUCCCGGGACAGUUUCCCCCACUAAACCAGGCUCUCAGUAUUAUCAGCACUACAGCAGCAACCAGCGGCGAAGACCCAUGCACAGCGACUCUAUGGAGGUCCAGACAAAGAAAGUGCGUAAAGUUCCUCCAGGCCUGCCAUCCUCGGUAUAUGCACCGCCUGCCAGCACCGCAGAUUAUAACCGAGACUCGCCGGGUUAUCCAAGCUCUAAAGCACCGAGUGGCAGCUUCCCCACCUCCUUUUUUAUGCCAGAUGGUCAUCACAGUACAGACCCAUGGAGCUCCUCCAGUGGUAUGAAUCAGGCAGGUUACAGUGGAAUGCUGGGAAAUUCCUCCCAUGGCCCCCAGAGCAGCAGCUACUGUGGCCUGCACCCACACGAGAGACUUAGUUACCCAUCACACUCCUCGGCUGAGAUUAAUCCCAGUCUUCCUCCGAUGUCCACUUUCCAUCGCAACAAUGGCACAAAUCUCUACAGCGCUGCCUCCUGCACAGCGACCACAAAUGGAACAGACAGCGUUAUGGCUAAUCGAGCGCCAAGUGGAGCAGGAAGCAGUUCCCAGACUGGAGAUGCAUUAGGAAAGGCCCUGGCUUCGAUCUACUCUCCUGAUCACACCAACAACAGUUUCUCCUCAAACCCCUCCACUCCAGUGGGAUCCCCACCCUCACUCACAGCUGCAAGUUCAGCUGUUUGGUCCAGAAAUGGUCAAGGAGCCUCAUCCCCAAACUACGAACCUCCAAUUCACUCACUGCAGAAUCGUAUAGAGGAUCGUCUGGAGCGACUGGAUGAUGCGAUUCACGUCCUUCAGAGGCACGCAGUUGGCCACGGUGACCUGCACGGCCUCAUCACGCCAUCACACACGCACUCACACUCACAUACACACUCGCACUCACACAACCACAACGGAGCCAUGGGCACCCUGAGCACCAGCUACGGCACCAGCCUACUCCCAUCCAACAGACACUCACUCAUGGUGGGGUCUCAUCGUGAGGAGGGAGUAGGGUUGCGUAGUGCUCACUCCAUUGUGCCCAAUCAAGUACCUGUUCCUCAGCUGCCAGUUCAGUCUGCCACCUCACCAGAUCUCAAUCAGCCAGACCCAUACCGGGCGCUCUCCAGUGGACUACAGGGCCAGAGUACAUCUUCAGUGAGCUCAGACAUUAAAUCAGAGGAUGAGGGAGAUGAGAACCUGCAGGACAGCAAAAGUUUGGAUAUCAAGAAGGAAGACGCGGACAGCAAGGAGCUGAAAGCUAUAGAGAGCAACAAUGAUGAUGAGGAUCUGACUCCAGAGCAGAAGAUCGAGCGUGAGCGUGAGAGACGGAUGGCAAAUAAUGCACGAGAGCGCUUGCGAGUGCGAGACAUCAACGAGGCAUUUAAGGAGCUCGGGCGCAUGGUGCAAUUGCACCUGAAGAGCGAUAAACCGCAGACCAAACUACUCAUCCUGCACCAGGCCGUCGCUGUCAUUCUCAGUCUCGAACAGCAGGUUCGAGAGAGGAACUUAAACCCGAAAGCAGCAUGUCUAAAAAGGCGAGAGGAGGAGAAAGGGUCCUCAGAUGCUGCACCCCUCUCAAUGGGCGGAGCUCACCACAGCAUGGGCGACGCCUCCAAUCCAAUGGGACAAAUAUCAAAGCUGCCAGAAUUUAUGAAAAUGAUGAGCGACCACUUCCUUUGACGACAUCAUUUCCUCUCCUGAAAGUCUGUUAAACAAUCAAAUAUGACCAGAUCAAUCAAUCAGAUUUCUGAUGAGUCACCUUAUUUUAUUCAUUCCUCUCCAUGUUCCCUUAUGUUUCUUUUUUUUUUUUUUUUAAACAUUAUAAUCUUUCAUAUGCAUUGGCUAUUGUGAAAAAAAUAUCUUCUCUCCAUUCCCAGUUACAAAAAAAAGGAACAGAAAUUAUUUAUGAACUUUUUUAAUUUCUUUUAUUUUGAAUAUGUGCAAAUGGUUGGGGGAUCCUUCAAACAUAUCAUGAUGUAAGACGUCGGAAAAGAACCGUUCCGGUUUUUACUGGCAAUCUAUUUUUUUCGCACCGUGGACAAAAAUCCUCUCGCGCUUUUCUCUUACUGAGCGAGUAGAUUUGUAUUAUGGUUUCUCAAAAUAGAGGGAGAUUUAGCCAAAACAACAGUGUACAAUUUCACAAAAAGGUGUAAAAACUUGCAAUAACACUCAUUAAAAAAAAAAAGUGUACUUCUAGCACAGCGGUUCAAGGAGAUGCCACUGUGUGUUUUAAAAGGCGUGUGAGUACAGUGGGACAUGAAAUGACAUUUUAACCAGCAAACUCCCAGGGGAGAUGGAGAUUUUAAAGAACUUCAAAGGUCAUUCCAGCACAUUAUACAGAUUUUACCUUACAGAAUGGCGACUAUUGCAGAGAAUAUGCUUUGCUUUUAAGAAGUGUAGAUAAUGCUAUAGUGCAGAUUUCAACGCUAAUCUCUCCUUACAUGUCAGAAAAUGGCCACAUCCAUGUGAUCGAAAUCACCAAACCAAACCAGUCUUUUUUGGUUGUUGUUAGUUUGUUUGUUUUCCUUGUUUUUCAUCUCUCUCUCUCUCUCUCUCUCUCUCUCUCUCUGUCUCUCUCUCUCUCUUACACUCUCUCUGUCUCUGUCUCUCUGUCUCUCUCUCUCUCUCUCUCUCUCUCUCUCUCCUCUUCUCUGUCCUUUCCCCCUCGUCAUGCCCCCAGCAAAUGCAAUUUUAAACAUGCUACACUUGUACCAACGUGCCUUUUAGAGUUCAUAUCAUCACACAGUGCGAGAAGGACGUUAUCAGAAACAUUUUUUAGGAUGCAAGCUUAGGAAGAAUUGUUAGUCAUUAGGUCUAUGCAGUCAGGUGUUUUACAGCCUGGGAUUUAAAAAAAGUCAAAAGGAAAAAAAACGUAUUUUUUGGAUAAACUGUAUUUAAUGUACUGUAUGCCUAUAUGUAAUUAGAAGGCGUGUCCUGGACACAGUAUCGUAUAUAUAUAUAUAUAUAUAUAUAUAUAUAUAUAUAUAUAUAUAUAUAUAUAUAUCUACGAUUCUUAGUCCUGCCCCAAGUUCACCUUAAACCCCGCUCGCCCUUAAAGCUCACAGUUUCCAUUGACACGUCUGUUAUCAAGCGUUGUAUUAUAGCUUAUUACCUGCUUUUUAUGAAUAUUGGCUUGUCCGUGAGCCGCUGUAGUCUUCAGUACAAAUGUGUUGUUGUAUGUGUAAAAAAUGACUCUUCUUUCUCUUUUUUUAAAAUCUUUAUCUCUUAUUCUUUGUCUGUUUUUGGGUUCUGUUUCAAAAAGAAAAAAAAAAAGAAAAAAAAAAAGAAAAAGAAAGAAAGAAAAAGGGGAAAAAACGUGUACAGCCGUAUGAGAUUUAACAGCGGCUCCUGCUUUUUUCUGUGUUUUUUUAUUUUCUUCUCCAAUCAACACGAGGCACUGAAACUGGAAAAAAAAUCUAUUAGAAAAUCAAUAUAUAUAAAUGUAGAAAUAUAUACAAUAUAUAAAAAAUGUUGUUUUCAAAAGGAGAGAUUGAUGCAGAACGGUUUCUGUUCUUUUGGGGUUUUUUCCUGAAGAGCUCUGAUGCAUCAGUGUUCAUUUUAAAAAGAGUGAGACGUGACUUUGUAGUGAUCCGAUGUGUCAUGUGACAGUACGGAAGCUUCUGCAGGACAAAAAGGAUCAUAGCCCAGCUCGCUGGCUGGUUACAGAAACAGACAUUUGUACAUUUUAUGCAACAAAUGCAAACUCAAACCAUUAUUUUGAAAUUGUGUAUGUAAAAGUUAUAUUUUUACAUGUAGACUGUUGUUAUUUUGUGUUUAGAUAAAACAUUGUAUCGGUUUCUCUUUUUCUUUCUUCCUUUCUUUCUUUCUUUCUUUCUUUCUUUCUUUGUUAAAAGGCGAAAAAGUAACAGUAACUCUGUGUGUUGAAAAAAACGUGUCACAUUUGAAAUCGUAGUACGGUCAAAAAGCUUCAAACAUUGUUUAUAUUGCUGGGAACAUUUUCCCUUUUUUUAUUUAUUUUUUUUUUUUAAGAAAACACAAGGUUGGAAAGCAAAGGUAUAUAAUAUUUGUCUCAAUCUCUAUGAUCAUGACAUUGCCAUGUUUAAUUGUACUUUUUUGAAGAGAUGUGUGUAAAUAGUCAGGGUUUAGGUCAUUUUGGUUACUGCAGACAGCAAAGUAACGUGGUUUUAGAUUCAAACCCAGCAGUUUUGUUUGUUUUGUUUUGUUUUGUCUUGCUUUGUUUUCUUCAUGGCCAGGUGUUCUCAUAAAUGACUCCGCUGUCUGUCCAUGUCAGCAAUCAACACAAGUUCAGUCCUUUUUGUAAAGUACUAAAGAACAGAAUCAUUGGCACAAGUCAGUUUAACAUGGUGCUUCAAAGCAGACAUUUGCCCACAAGCUCUUUAAAAUGGCUUUGUUUUUUUUUUUUGUUAAAAGUCGUAGGUUUCUGGUACAGAACGUUUGUUUUUAUAUCUUUAGAUUAUAUUGCAAUUAAGUCGUGCUUUCAAAGGUGACAUUUACACUGCAGUGUUUCAUCACGUAAUAGAGACACUACAACAGCACUGAAAAGCAUUGAGCGAGUUUUCAAGGAAAUGUGGGAAGUAAGAAUUAAUUUUUUUGCAAGGGCAAUUCUUUAAUACCAGGAAAAAGAUCAAUUGUGCCACAGAUUUUUCAAUUAUUUUCUGAUUGUUUUCUCGCUCUCUUUGUUCACGUUGUGUAUAUAUAUAUAUUUUUGUUCUUAUUCAUUUUAUAGCUUGUCAUAAAACACAAGCUGCAACACAGUGUUCUCCACUGACCAUUUACCCACACCUCCCAUCCCAACACACACACACACACACACACACACACACCAAAAAGCAUUUGUUUUCUAAUCAGAAAAAAUAAAGGUGGUGGAGCAGGAGCUUUAGAUUUUUUUUCUUUCAGAAAACACUUCUGUCACUGCCAAAAGCACUCUGGAAAAAAAUGUCAGUAUUUGUUGUUUCAUUACACUGUAAUAAAAUCUUUUAGUCCAGGGUGAGAUUAAUCACCAUCACUCCAAGCUGUAAGAUUUCUGACAGUGGAAAAUUCAACACUUUUUCACUUUUUCCCACGCUUAUUUCAAUUCUUCUGAAAAUAACAACAAAUAUUUACAUCAAUACUGAAAACAUAAGCCUAUUUCCAUUUGUCUUCAGUUUUUCUUUUUUUCCAUUGAACGGUGACGCUUGUCAUGUGCACAUUUGUAGACGUCUUCCAUGAUGGUUUUCUUUUCAGUUUGAGGUAAAGCUCAUUUCCUGAUUCACUCAAAGACCUUUAAAGUAUCAAAAAGGUGAAAAUAAACAGAAAAUAAAUUGUGAACAAGCACAAAAUGAACACAAAUGUAAAUCACAGACAAACCAGUUAAUUGUUACUUUCCCAUUUUUACAUGUUCAUUUCAGAGUAUUACAGUCAUGUGUAAUUGUAUAAAAAAAUUCGAAAUGUGGCCUUUUUUUAUUCUUGUUACUUGUGAUGCAUUUACAUGAAGAAAAUUCAAUAAGCAGAUAUUUCCCAUAAACCAGUGCCUGGCUUUUUGUUAUAAAACCUUUUUUUUUUCUAGAGCUCUUUUGCUAUAAAUUAGACUAGCACACCCGAUUAUAAGUGGAGAAAUGAUUACUAAAUUAUACAUAUUAUAUUUGGCAAUUUUUUUUUUGCAGGGGCAAUCGUUUUAUAUCAGGAAUAUUGACAAAGUAAGGAAAGAGAAGAGAACCAGCCAAAAAGGCCAACUCAGAACUAUUCCACUUUUAUUGGAAUAAAAAAAAAAAACACACUUUAUUUUAUUAUUUAAUCUUUUGGGUUUGUGUUAUUCAAGAAGACGAAGCUAUAUGGUGUGAAAAUGAGGGGAGAAGCGGAUCCAUCGAAAAGCCUGAGCAGUGGUUCAAAAAUAUUUAAAGUAUACAACAGUUACACCUUUUUUCCAAACGUGUGGCUGUGUGCCUCAAGCCUUUUAUUAUCAUUUUUAUGUCCUUUUUUGUUGUUUUGUUUAUAUUCUUUUUAAUGUCUUACUGUUCUUGUUUAUUUUUUUCAAUUUGAAUUCUGUUUAUUAUAUUAUAAUUAUUAUUGUCAUUGUUAUUGUUGUUCCUUGUUUUAAGACUAGUAUCAGUGUGUAAACGAAUCGUGUGCUGGAGUUUUCUCUUCGAGCCAGCUCAUCCUCGGCCAUUUGCCUGUCAGUUUUCAUCUUGUAGUUAAUCAAUGAAGUCAUGUACAUGACCAUUCUGUAGCAAUAAAUGUGCCAUUUUUAUAACCGA